Messenger RNA from Amphiprion ocellaris (clown anemonefish), 5698 nucleotides. It is a transcript of the gene usp10, whose product is annotated as ubiquitin specific peptidase 10. The transcript is spliced from 15 exons. Gene Ontology annotation, cellular component: cytosol; nucleus. Gene Ontology annotation, biological process: protein deubiquitination; regulation of autophagy; DNA damage response, signal transduction by p53 class mediator. Gene Ontology annotation, molecular function: cysteine-type deubiquitinase activity; cysteine-type endopeptidase activity. Bases 246 to 2891 code for a protein of 881 amino acids. The record is from RefSeq and is a predicted model, not a curated record. Lineage: Eukaryota; Metazoa; Chordata; Actinopteri; Pomacentridae.
AGCGCGCGCUGCUCAGGCUAGCACGCGAGGAAGCUGCUAGACGGAAAUGGCGGUGAUGGCCAGGCGAGCAGCAUGAAGUGCUGAUGCAUUACACGGAUCAAAACUUUCGACUGCCAGGACACCGUUGGGCAAAUGACAAUGACGUCGAAGUAGAACACCUUCCGUAGCUGUUAUUACGAACCUACAACACCUUCCCGGGAGAGUUUUCAUCUUGUCAGCGGAGGAGAGAAAAUCUCACCGGGAGCAUGGCUUCUUACAGCAACCAGUACAUCUUCGGGGAAUUCAGCCCCGAUGAGAUCAAUCAGUUUUUUGUGACUCCACGAUGUUACGUUGAGCUUCCUCCGUUCAAUGACAAAGUCCCGUGCGUCAGUCAGUCUUCUGGAAGUUACUGCACUCCUGCUGUACCUUAUAUUAUGGAGUCUAUGGGACUGCAGGUUUGCGCAGAAGACUAUCAGCGCAUAGAGUUUGGUGUUGACGAAGUGAUGGAUUCCAAGCCUGUUGGGGUGAACGAUCCCUUGUACAAGGUGUCAAGCACCCUCAACCCACAGGCUCCAGAGUUCAUCCUGGGCUGCCAGUCGGCCCAGAAGGCUCAACAGACGGCUCCUGCAGCAGCCGAUGUCCCUGAUGGAGCCCACUUCAACUCGCUGGAUGGAGCUGACUCGGAAGCCUCAGCCCUGGACAAUCACCAGGCCUGCCAGGACAUGGACGGACUCCCUGGCAGCCUGGGACAGCGAGAGAGAAAGAAAAAGAAAAAACGACCGCCGGGAUACUACAACUACCUGGACCCGUCAACUGGCAGCAACAACAGCAGCACCAGCGCAGCAGAUGGAACACCUGUGACAGCACUGGUGAACGGACAUACACUCGGUGGCCCACACCACAGUACUGAGGAUGUGGACAGUAAGGCAUUGUCAGGGGCUGAACUUUCCACCCCUGGACCUGUCCCCAUGGCAACAUCAACAGCUGCUGUGGCAGCAGCCAAGUUUGCCCCCACAUCCACUGCCAAUCAGAGGACUUGUGAUAGCCCUGAUGACUCUUCUUUGGACUUAACAAGUGGAGCUGCCUCUUUAUCAGAUGGCAACAAUGCAACUUCCUCCUCUUCAUCCUCCUCUCAAAGCAGAGGGAUGACGGAGGGAUCCAGGACUGCAGAUCAGCAGCCAGAUCAUUUGGCUCCACAGAGCCCUGAACUUUCAGAUACUCCACACAGCCCCCCCUCUAAAUCACCUCUUCCUCCUUCAGCUGCUGUGGCCACCCCCUCUGUUAUCACUUCCAUUACGACUACUGAACUAGAGGGAAGAGAUGUAGCAGACAGUGGGGUGGCCAAUGGGCUAGCAGAGCCUAAUACUCCUGUCAGUGCAGAUGGACACAAAGAUGACUGUGAGAGUGGGGAACAGGCUGAGCAGGUCACCCCAGACUCUGCUGCCCAGCCGGUAGUGACAGAGCAGGCACAUUCGCCUGUAAUUCCAGCUGCACCUACUGCCAAUCUUCCCAAAUCCUGGGCUAGCCUCUUUCACAAUUCCAAGCCUUUGCCCGGGGGCCCUCAGGCCUUUGUGGAGGUAAAGAAUGUUGUAGAAGUUGUGGCUCCCUCCCUCACUACGCCAGAGCAGCCUGAGAAAGUUGGGGAGGUAAAAGAAGGCCCUGUCCAUGUAUCAGAGGAUCCUAUGGCCCCUAAACUUGCAGAACUUAUUGAGAAUGUGAAGUUGAUACAUAAACCAGUGUCUUUGCAGCCGAGAGGACUGAUCAACAAGGGAAACUGGUGCUAUAUCAACGCUACCCUACAGGCCCUGAUUGCGUGCCCUCCCAUGUAUCACCUGAUGAAGUCCAUUCCUCUGCACAAUGAGACGCAGAGACCAUGUACCUCCACACCAAUGAUAGACAACUUUGUACGGCUGGUGAAUGAGUUCAACAACAUGCCCGUGCCAUCUAAAACCAAACAGCAAGCUGUUGGUGAUAAGGUCGUAAAAGACAUUCGGCCUGGUGUACCUUUUGAACCCACUUACAUUUACAGACUCCUCACUCUCAUCAAGUCCAGUCUUUCUGAGAAGGGUCGACAAGAGGAUGCGGAGGAGUAUCUCGGGUUCACACUCAAUGGAUUGCACGAGGAGAUGCUGGCAUUGAAAAAACUAAUUUCGCCUCAGGAAGAGAAAGCUCCCACACCCAACGGACCAGAGUCCCAACCAGGUGUGGAGGAAGAUGUUGCUGAUAAGGAAGAAGAAGGUAGUGAGGAUGAGUGGGAGCAAGUGGGUCCCCGAAACAAGACUUCCAUUACUCGCCAAGCUGACUUUGUCCGCACACCCAUCACCGAUAUCUUUGGUGGUCACAUCAGAUCGGUGGUAUACCAACAAAACUCUAAAGAGUCGGCCACUCUGCAGCCUUUCUUUACCCUGCAGCUGGACAUCCAGUCAGAGAAGAUCCGCACUGUCCAGGAGGCUCUGGAAACCUUGGUGGCUCGGGAGUCGGUCCAGGGCUACACUUCUAAAACUAAGCAAGAGAUUGAGAUAAGUCGGAGGGUAACUCUGGAAGAGUUGCCACCUGUGCUGGUGCUCCAUCUCAAGAGAUUUGUUUUUGAAAAGACUGGAGGCUGCCAGAAACUGACGAAGAACAUCGAUUACCCCGUUGACCUGGAAAUCAGCAAAGAUCUCUUAUCCUCUGGAGUGCGAAGCAAAGUUGUGAAAGGCCAAAGAACGUACAGGCUCUUUGCAGUUGUCUAUCACCAUGGAAACAGUGCGACAGGCGGCCAUUACACCACGGAUGUCUUCCACAUUGGUCUUAACGGCUGGCUGCGCAUUGACGACCAGGCAGUGAAGGUCAUCAACCAGUACCAGGUGGUGAAGCAGACUGCAGAGCGCACCGCCUACCUGCUGUACUACCGCCGCGUCGACCUGCUGUAGACACACAAAUACACAUCCUAACAUACAUGCAAGAAUACCCGAAUAUAUUCACAAACACAUACAGAACACACGCUCCAAAUGCACUCGUUGACAGUACAGUACAUGUACACACGACACAAACACACACCAAACUAAUGAACAGGAACACUGCCCAACUUGUUCUCUUGCAAGAUUUUCCUCUUCUUCCCUCCUGUCCCCGCUUUCCUGAGAACCAGCUUUUCCGACACCUUUUUCCUUGUCUCCUUUUUCUUUGCGGAAGGAGAGAAGCAAGCUGCAUUCACAAAGAUUUCCCUGUGACUGCUCUCUCUUCUCUGUGCACCACUGCUGUGUAUUUUUCCUUUUUUGUUUUACUGUUUAAGCAGCAACGAAGGACUGUUGAAUAGACAGGUGGGGUCGGGGUCACAGGUUAGGACCUGAGACUCUUUUCGGACUGAGCCCACAGCUUGGCUCGGAUAGCGAACAGUGGACUCACAGAGGAAGAACUAUCUACCACAGGCUGCAAGUGGACUGCUGGGGUAAUUCUCUUAUUAAAAUUACCUUUUAUAAGGAAAUGACCUAGAAAUAUCAGUGUUUGCCUUUUAGUAAAGGAGAACCGUCAGCCUAAUGAAUUUGCAGCAGUUUAAAAGCCUAUUUUUUUGCUUUUGUGCAUUGAAAAGGCCCAGCACCAGCAUUGUCAUGAGUCUCUCCUCUAUAGGCCAGAUUGUUUUCUUCUCUGCCACCACCAAGUCCUUCUUCUCCAUUUCCUCACUUUUACGAUGCUUUUAAGUCAAGGUACAACUUGAGCCAUCACAAACAGGAAAAAAAACAAAGAUAGGUGGUACAUUGAAUGGGAACUGGACAGCUUCCUUGUUUUGAGAGAUCCUUGUUGUGGUAUUUGGGUUUAGAUUUAGAAAGACUAUCUAAAAAAAAAAAAAUUAAUGCGCUUUAGAAUUUAAUAACAAAUACGCUUCUGUGCACAAAGUAUAAACCCAUUGAUGAUUUCAAUAUGACAGGAAAAUGCAUAUUUUACAAAUAUUUAGAUUAAAAUAUAAAAAAGAAAAUAUCUGAGAGAUCUAGCUGACUGAAAACGUGUUUAAGUCCGAAACGACUGCCAGUUUUUAGACUCAGUUCUUGCACUGGAUAAAUGGCUACCAAUCAAGACAGAUUCCACUGCAAAACCUGCCCUUAUUUGCUUUGUACAUUUCCUUCUCUAUCCAUUCAUUUUUUUUGUCUUGUCUAAAGGUUCCACCUGUGUAUUGGUGGCUUAUCAGUGUAGUUUUGAGCCACGCCACCCUUCUUACCCCCCAACUCAGCAGAAAGCGGGGGCUGCCUUAGGUUCAACGUGUGAUGUUUUUCCACUCAGCGUACGAGUCUAUCCCUAAUCAGGCAGCAACUGCAAGUCUAAAGCCUGUGAAGAGUUAAGGGAAUGUACCUGACACCUCUGUGUUUGCUCUUUUGUGGCUCAGCGUUUCCUCCCAGCUGAGGGAAACUGAGUGUUGAGGGGAAGUGGGACUACAUCUGUGCUAAGCUCUGCAUAAAGACCCCCAGACAUGCGCACAAAAGGAGAUAGUGUUUGCUUUUGUUGAAGAUACUGAUUUUUGGAUCAUUCAUUGAUUGUGAUGAUUUCUUUUUGUUUGAGUUACUAAAAGAUGUUAGUUGUUUUUUUGUUUUGUUUUUUUUUCUCUUUUUGUCAUUGAUCAUUUAUUGGAUGUCAUGAUGCUCUCGCUCCUUUCAAAAAAAUCUGCUUGCAUUUGAAUUGGUGUUUGAAAAGAAAUUACACAGGCUAAAGCACAACAACAAAUAAAAUUAAACUAGUUCUUUGCUUGAUAUUUAUUUCCCUUUUGUCAUUUUAUUUUCUUUUGAUAUUUGUUCUUUCACUCAAGACCCAUUUCAUUCCAGCCACCAAUGUCAGAAUCUCAGUAUUAACACUUCAGCUCAAGUAUUUUCUUCAGUUUCUCACACAUACCUGUCUGUUAAUUAAGAAAAGGUAACCAGGUGAGACAGUGGUUGACCCACGUUUUCCUGCUUCUGAUCUCAGAAAAGCUGCAGUGUAAUAACAUUUUCAUGUAGAGCAGCGCGUGGAUUUAAGUUAAUUUAUUCAUUGAUUGCAAGUUCACAAAGCCGAAUUAGGUUCAGUCUUUGGAGCUGAAAUUCAAUUUAAGUGACAUUUUCCAAAAUUAAAUAUUAGACUUAAAUAAUUCAGUGUUAUUUUUAGCAUCAUUUAGUGGUGCAUAGUGUCGAUUGACUUUUCAUGUGGGUUUCAGUCAGAAGCCUUUCCCAGGUAAACCAAAGGACAACAUUAUACAGGCCCUACUGCCUUUCAUUCAAUUUAUAUUCUAACUUUGUUUUGCCUUUUCCGUUUGAGGUCUUAUUGCCAUGUCUCAUCACAGUCCACGACUCAUAGCACACAGGAAACGGCAUGCUGUUUAGACAGUUGAUACAUGUUCUAACUUUCACAAUAGUUCAGUUGUGCUGCUGGCUUUGUAGUCAUUUCUGCCAAAUUGUGACACUGUUGAUUUGCAUAUUUUCUUUUCCCCUUUUAAAGAAUGUCUGGAAGUUGGGACUUUGAAACAGACACCUUGAGCUUUCUGUUGUACAGUUUUAUCUCAGUCUCUGAUGGCUGGUCAGGAAAUGUGCUGGUGAAAUGCUUCAGUAAUGUCUUUCUUUUUCAGUAUGUGCUCCUAACACUAUUGUCUGCUGGGAACUGUUGGGAUAUUGACCUAAAAACAAAAUCUAUACUGUCUUUUAAUUUCAAGCCUCCAGCAUUCUAUUUUUGUUUAUUGUUCAAAUAAAGGAUUGUGCAAAAAGCAGUUUGCUAAUCAACUGUA